AUGUCCCAGCCCGAGGAUCGCAGGAAGCGGCCUGGGACCCUGCAGCCUCCCGUGCGCAGCAUCCGGUCCUUUAAGUCCAGCGAGCACUACCUGGAGGCCAUGAAGGAAGACUUGGCUGAGUGGCUUCGGGAUCUGUAUGGGCUGGACAUCGACGCAGCCAACUUCCUGCAAGUGCUGGAGACAGGCCUGGUCCUGUGCCGGCACGCCAAUGCCAUCACCGAGGCUGCGCUGGCCUUUGUGGCUCGGGCUCCUGGCGAAGCCCACAGACUUCCUGUACCCCAGGCCGGUGUUGCCUAUAAUGGGGCUGCCCAGCCAGGCACCUUCCAGGCCAGGGACAACGUCUCCAACUUCAUCCAGUGGUGUCGCAAGGAGAUGGGAAUCCAAGAGGUGCUGAUGUUCGAGACCGAAGACCUGGUGCUGCGCAAGAACGUCAAGAGCGUGGUGCUGUGCCUGCUGGAGCUGGGCCGCCGCGCCUGGCGCUUUGGCGUGGCCGCGCCCGCCUUGGUGCAGCUGGAGGCCGAGAUCGAUGAGGAGCUGCGGCGGGAGCGAGCCCUGCCCACAGCCCACCCGCCGCCCGCGCCCCGGCCCUGCCACCUCCGCAACCUGGACCACGUGGUGCAGAGCCUCGUGAGCCGCUGCACAUGCCCAGUGCAGUUCUCCAUGGUCAAGGUGUCGGAGGGCAAGUACCAAGUGGGGGACUCCAACACCGUCAUCUUCAUCCGUAUCCUGCGGGACCACGUGAUGGUGCGUGUCGGGGGCGGCUGGGACACACUCGGCCAUUACCUGGACAAGCAUGACCCCUGCCGCUGUACCUCCCUCUCGCACAAGCCGGGCAGCUCCUUGAAGCCCCCCACGCCCCCGGUGCAGCAUGAGGUGAAGCUGUUGGAUGGCCCCUCACAGCCCCAGCCCACGAUGACCAUCAGCCGCUCUCAGAGCCCACUGCCUGCUGUGGACUGGAAGACGUACACAGCUGCAGGCCGGAAGCUGAGGCCCCCAGCAUCCUCCUCCCCCAGGCCCUGUGGUGAACAAGGAGCAGCAGCGGGGGUCUUCAGAGAGAUGGUGCCGGUCCUGAGGUCCCAGGAGACAGCAGGCAUCCCGUCCCGGACCCAGCUGGCUUCCGCCCCACCGUACACCUCGCUUGGGAGGACAGAGCAUUGCUCGCCCGCACUCCCCAGAGGACAGGCUCCCACUCCUUGGGUUCCUGAGGAGACAUCCAGUGGGGGAACUCAUGCCAGGGCACCCACGCCCCAGACACUCCGUGUCCCUCAGGCCAUUGCCAAGGGGGCGUCAGCAAAAGGACCGUCUCCCCUGCUUCGUGCCUCGAAUUCAGCCAAGUCCCUCGAGGGACUCAAGCCGCCCCUGGAGGGAGAGACCAGGGGUCCUUCCCUGCCCCCCAGGAAGCCAUCUGCUGUCAAAAAACUCACCAGGAUCCCUGGCUGGCUGCCUGCAACCCACCCCCCGACAACAGGCAGUGCAGGCGGAGGUCCUGCUACAGAGCGAGGGAGAGGCCCUUUCCCAUUAAGGGCCGCUGUGGGAGACCCGUCUGGGACCAGUCAUGGGGACUGCUCAAUAGGGGAGCACAAACCACACACCUGUGUCACAGCAAAUGCUGGGGACCCCCAGAAGGACAGGACCGAGGGGUUGCUCACCAUCCACCAUGACCUCAACCAGGAGAUUGUGGCCAACAUGAAGCUACUAGCAGUGGGGAGCGCAGGGCCUCAGGGCAUCCCUCGCAGUGGAGUCUACGUCCCCAGCCUGGGCCCACGAUGGCCUGAGCCUGGCGGUCUUUAUGACAAAGUCAUUCAAGAGCUGGCUCAGGGUCCCCCAGCACUCCUGAAGGUAGACUUGGAGGCCUGGAAGGCAGCCCCUACCAGUUCCCCCAAACCAGCUGUUCCUGCAGGCCCAGGUGGCCCUGAAGAGAAGCUGGGAGCCAGACAAAGUGGACCAAGGACAAGUGUCAGUGCCAAGAGUACAAGGAUGGGGACGGGACCACCUGCCGGAGGGCAGGACCGAUCAGCCGCCAUGCUGUCUGCCAGCCCGGAAGCCACGAUGCCUUCACCCUUGGACUUGGGUUCUGACACAACCAAAGCACACCCAGUCAAGGUCAGGAGAACACUCCGGAAACCCCAGAGGGUGCCGUCCAUCUACAAGCUGAAGUUAAGGCCCAGGAUCCGGCCCCGGAGAGACCACAGGCCUGGGAAGCGGCCCUCACGAAUCCCCAAGCCCCUGGCCCACCUCUCCUCCAGCCCAGCCAGGCUGCCCCACAGGGGCAGGUUGCUGAGGGCUGCUCCGGGCAGUAAGGGAGAGCAGGUGUCCCUGGUGGAUGGAGCUUCGGCGGCUGAACACAAGGGAGAGGAAAAGAAGCAGGGUAGACCCCAACUUUCCAAGGGCCCGGGGCCUCUGCAGCCUCAGCCAGCCCCACUCCCACUGGAAGAAGAAUCCUGGGUGUGA
Messenger RNA from Ochotona princeps (American pika), 2451 nucleotides. It is a transcript of the gene GAS2L2, whose product is annotated as growth arrest specific 2 like 2. The transcript is spliced from 6 exons. The record is from RefSeq and is a predicted model, not a curated record. Gene Ontology annotation, molecular function: actin filament binding; microtubule binding; cytoskeletal adaptor activity. Lineage: Eukaryota; Metazoa; Chordata; Mammalia; Lagomorpha; Ochotonidae. Gene Ontology annotation, biological process: protein localization to microtubule plus-end; actin crosslink formation; microtubule bundle formation. Gene Ontology annotation, cellular component: microtubule plus-end; actin filament; cytoplasm. Bases 1 to 2451 code for a protein of 816 amino acids.